Molecule: messenger RNA, 3021 nt
Organism: Nanorana parkeri
Lineage: Eukaryota; Metazoa; Chordata; Amphibia; Anura; Dicroglossidae
Gene: ERN2
Product: endoplasmic reticulum to nucleus signaling 2
Exons: 23
Coding region: 1-3021 (1006 amino acids)
Biological process (GO): intrinsic apoptotic signaling pathway in response to endoplasmic reticulum stress; IRE1-mediated unfolded protein response; protein phosphorylation
Cellular component (GO): IRE1-TRAF2-ASK1 complex
Molecular function (GO): ATP binding; RNA endonuclease activity; protein serine/threonine kinase activity
Source: RefSeq, a predicted model, not a curated record
AUGGGGAACCCUCUGGACUCAGACAGGUGGACAAAUGUUAUUGUGGCAGAGAUCCGCCUGACACCCGGAAACUGGGAGCCCAUAGAAACCGCAGAGGGGGGUCAGGUGCUGCUGUUGGAUGAGAAGACCCCCAGUCUGCAGCUGACUAACAGACCCCCUGGUCGGCAGCUGACAGUCCCCCAGAGAUAUGCCCCCAGUGCACUUGCCUUGUGCAUCACACAGGUGCUACAGUGUGAUGCCGGGGCCUCCGUCUCCCUCCCUGAAUCCCUUCUGUUUGUGUCCACGCUGGACGGGAGUUUGCACGCGGUCAGUAAGAAGACAGGGGAUGUGAUGUGGACUCUGAGAGACGAUCCCGUCAUCCAGGUCCCGCUCUACGUCUCCGAACCCGCUUUCCUGCCGGACCCCAGCGAUGGAAGCCUGUACAUCCUGGAGGGAAGAAACAAGGAGGGACUCAUGAAAUUACCCUUCACCAUCCAGGAGUUGGUCCAGUCCUCUCCCUGCCGUAGCUCUGAUGGGAUCCUGUAUACAGGUAAGAAGCAGGAUUCCUGGUUCGUGGUGGACCCGAAAUCUGGAGAGAAGCAGACAACUCUGUCCACAGAGUCAUCGGAUGGAUUGUGCCCGUCGUCCCCUCUGCUGUAUAUUGGACGCACACAAUACAUGAUCACUAUGUAUGACACAAAGUCCCGGGAACUGCGCUGGAAUGCCACCUUCCAUGACUAUUCUGCCCCUCUGUGUGACGAGAGCUAUGAAUACAAGAUGGCUCACUUCACUUCCACCGGUGAUGGGUUACUGGUCACAGCAGACCGGAGUAGCGGGCAAGUGUUGUGGAUGCAUAAUUAUGGCUCGCCUGUGGUUGGGCUCUUUUUGUGGCACCAGGAUAGUCUGAGACGGAUCCCUCAUCUCAACGUGGCCACAGAGACCUUGCGCUACUUAACGUUCAACUCUCAGGACAUCCUACUGAUCAAAUGGAAUUACAAUGCUGUACAGGAGCUGAGCAGCACCAAGACACAUCUACUGCCAUCACUAUAUGUCGGGAAGCAUGCACGCGGAUUUUAUGCCUCCACCUCUCUGAUCCAUGAGGGAGUCUCUAUUGUGCCACGCGGAAUCACCUUGGCACGGAUAGAGGGUCCCACCACCCAGGAUGUCACACUGGAGAAAUCCACAGAAUUUGAUGUGACACCCAGCACAGACGUCAAAUACCCACAAGGUGGCGUGGUGUCUGCCAGCCAGUGGUUGCUGAUAGGUCACCAUGAGGUGCCGCAUGUUGUUCAUACCACCAUGUUGCGAGCAUUUCCGGAGACUCUGCAGAGAGGCACAGAGUCCGUCAUCCGAGGCCCGGCACAGAGGACUUUGUUUGAUGAUUUUCUGACACUGCAGAAUCAAGAUGGGGUUCCCCAGGGUGACACAGAAGGCCGGUUGAAAAUGGAAAGCAACAAAGAAGAAGCCGGAAUUGUGCUGCCUGACUCCUCAAUUACUAAUCUGCUUAUCAUGGGAAUUGUGACGCUACUUCUGGGAGGAUGGGUGCUCUUUGGCCUCACGUACCCAAAGAUGCAGGAGCAGCAGCGCCUGCAGCAACUACAAUUACAGCAGCAACUUGAAGAGAAGCUAUUGCGUUUUCAACAACAGCAAAACAUGACCACUGAGGUUGCUCUAUCCCUUUCUGCUGGAGAGACCACAGUGCUGUCUGGAGAGCAGAGGACUGGAAGCAGCAAGAGGCAGAGCGGGGACCUGGAGCAGAGCCCAGUCAAUGGAACAAAGCGUCUGAGCAGAGAUGAUGGAGAGGCAGAAGGUCAAGAUGAGGAGGAUAUACAGGUGGGGAAAAUCUCCUUUUCUCCAAAGGAAGUUUUGGGUCAUGGAGCCGGAGGAACGUUUGUGUUCAGGGGCAGAUUUGAUGACCGCCCUGUAGCAGUGAAGAGAAUUCUGCCAGAGAGUUUUACGCUUGCCGAUCGAGAGGUUCAACUACUGCGAGAAUCUGAUGAACACCCGAACGUCAUCCGCUAUUACUGCACAGAGAGCGACAAGCUGUUCUAUUAUAUCGCUUUAGAGCUGUGUGCAGCCACUUUGCAAGAGUACGUGGAGAACCCGGACUUCCAUUGCGGUGGCUUAGAUAACGUCACCGUCCUGUUCCAGGCCAUGUCAGGGCUGGCUCAUUUACACUCUCUGAACAUUGUGCACAGAGAUCUGAAACCGUGCAAUAUCCUCAUCUCCCUACCCAACGCCCAGGGAAGACAGAGGGCCGUCAUCUCGGACUUUGGCCUAUGCAAAAAGCUGGGAAUGGGGAGAAGUAGUUUCAGCUUGCGCUCCGGUAUCCCCGGAACUGAGGGCUGGAUCGCACCGGAGGUUCUAUGUGAUGGGGAAAAGCAGAACCCGACCUCAGCGGUGGACAUAUUCUCUGCCGGUUGCGUAUUUUAUUACGUCCUAGCACGUGGGAAGCACCCAUUUGGUGACAGCCUCAGAAGACAAGGAAAUAUACUAAACGGGUCAUACCAACUACCACAUUUGGAGGAGGAGACACACGAAAAUGUAGUCGCACGUGAUCUCAUCGAGGAGAUGAUCAGCAGUGGCCCCAAGCUCCGGCCUUCCGCUCCCUGCGUUCUGAGACAUCCAUUCUUCUGGUCCCGAGAGAAACAACUACAGUUCUUUCAGGAUGUCAGUGACCGCAUUGAGAAAGAGCCCCAGGACAGUCCGAUAAUUGUCAAUCUGGAGACCAGAGUUCGUUCAGUUGUUCGUGUCAACUGGCAGUUAUAUAUAUCAGUUCCUUUACAGACAGACCUCAGAAAGUUCCGUUCCUACAAAGGAAAUUCUGUACGGGAUCUGCUGAGAGCCAUGAGAAAUAAGAAACAUCAUUACCAUGAGCUGCCGGCGGAGGUCCAGGAGUCGCUGGGUGCCAUCCCUGACGAUUUUGUGUUUUAUUUUACCUCACGGUUUCCGCUUUUACUCCUUCACACACACCAGGCCUUGAAACUGUGUGCAGCAGAGAGACCUUUCCAGAACUAUUACCACUGGGAACAGCAGCACUGA